Messenger RNA from Propithecus coquereli (Coquerel's sifaka), 1020 nucleotides. RefSeq lists its product as uncharacterized. NCBI's taxonomy places the organism in Eukaryota, Metazoa, Chordata, Mammalia, Primates, Indriidae. The record is from RefSeq and is a predicted model, not a curated record.
AUGGAGCGGCAGUGCGUGCAGCCCCGAGGGCGGCCGGGACAGGACGCGGGCACAGCCCCGAGGUGGCGGCCCUCACUGCUCCCGCUAAACCCACUGCAGCCGCUGGGGCCCGCGCACAUGCCAGACCCUAGCUCCCUGCCUCCUCCCCACCCUCCUUGGCCCAGCUGUGCCAGGAUGGGGGUGGGGGUCUGCAGAGAAGCCACACAAGACAGAGGGGGCCCUCCCUCCCUCUCUCUCUCCCUCAUCCCUGCACAGACGCCACCUUCUGCUCAGUGCUGUGCUGGGCUUUCUGCUGCAAGGUGCUGGGUGAGGCAGGUGGGCCUCCAGGGUGUGGGCGAAGGGCUGUCAGAUGACCAGGGCUGUGUGUGUUGUGGAGGGUCCCUUGCUGUGAACACAUCCCUCCCCACCAUGCUGGCAACUGAUCCCUCCAUCCCAUCCCAGGCCCUGGGGAUCCAGUUUUCUCCAGCAGGGGAGGGUGAAAGCCCCACAUUUAUCCCUGGAGAGCGGGGAGUUUUCAGAGGGGAGUGAUCCCGGCUGAAGACACCUGGGCCUCUGCCCCGGGCUGAUGGGGCAGUGCCACCUGCUCUGUUUUCCCUGCUUGACAUGAAAGGGGUCCCUUCACCCCUCCUUCCUGACCCUUCUCCAGGGUCCUCAUGCCCCCUUACCCUGCUCCCCAAUCAAAUCUCCCCUGAGAUGAGGGUUUGUCCCCAUCCAUGGUGAGGUGUGGUGUCUGGUGGGCUCUGCGGCCUGCCUUCUUUCCUGGUGCUUUUGAAUUCAGCUUCCUUCUGUGGGCGGAGGGGGCCUUUCAGGAGAAACAGGGCUUUCCUCUGACUGGCUUCUGUUAAGGCUGGUCCCAGGUUUACUCAUGGGCCCUGAGAGGAGGAGAGGCAAGGAAUCUGUCUGUCACAUGUGAAGCCCACUGAUGCCACUGCCUGCCAGAGCUGCCUCAGGGCAGUGGGCCAGGAGCUGGGCCAGGAGGUGACGGAGCCCAGCCUUGGCUUUGAGGAGCUCAGGGAUUGA